Penaeus monodon (black tiger shrimp) is the source of this 906-nucleotide messenger RNA. Its product is annotated as histidine-rich glycoprotein-like. The record is from RefSeq and is a predicted model, not a curated record. NCBI's taxonomy places the organism in Eukaryota, Metazoa, Arthropoda, Malacostraca, Decapoda, Penaeidae. The coding region runs from base 1 to 906 and encodes 301 amino acids. The transcript has 6 exons.
AUGACGGUAACGCAGAUCAGAGAACAGACCAGAGUGGAAAAUAUGAUCAGCAGUAUUAAGAAGAAAUGGCGAUGGGAUGCCACAAACAUCCAGGCCGCAAUCUUGCUGGUGGCGGCAGUGGCAGUUUCCGCCUCAGCCAAGGGGGAGCAGGAGGAGGUGGACCUCGGAGUUGGCUUCCUUCAGGGACCUCAAGAGGUUGACCUUCUCGUGCCAGAAGAGAGCCAACAGGUCUCAAUAGUGGCCGCGACAGAUCUCAAGCCGUCUGCUACAGGUUAUGGAGGUGGAAAAGGUCACAAGGCCGACAAGGGAUAUAAGGGUUCGUACCAUGACAAGGCCGGUUAUAAGGGUCACAAGGGACAUAAAGCCAACAAAGGCUACAAAGGCAGCCACUACGGCGACCAUGGAAAGGCCCACUACAAGGGAUACAAGGGCAACAACGGCAAGAAGUACAAGGGGCACCACGACAAGCACAAGUAUUACGGUGAUUCUCACAAAGGCAAAAAGGGCAAGAAAGGUCACCACUACGGAUCCAAGGGUCACCACAACAAAGGUCACAAAGACAAGGGCUUCAAGAACGUCUACCACAAGGAGGAGUACCACCACAACAAGAAGUUCUACGACGACAGCGACAAGAAGAAGUACCACAGCAAAUACGACGACUUCGACGCCUACUUCAAGGGCCACAAGGGCAACGACUACAAGGGAGGCCACUACAAGGGAGGACAUCACCACGACAAGCACGGCCACAAGGGGCACCACGAGAAGGGCAAGUACCACGAUGACCACAAGGGCCACAAGGGCCACUACGGCGACAAAGGCCACUACGGACACAAGAGUUCCUACGGCAAGAAGGGAGGACACAAGGGGUCGUAUGGCCAUGACGACCACAAGGUAUGGCCACGAUGA